Molecule: messenger RNA, 312 nt
Organism: Serpula lacrymans var. lacrymans S7.9
Lineage: Eukaryota; Fungi; Basidiomycota; Agaricomycetes; Boletales; Serpulaceae
Exons: 2
Coding region: 1-312 (103 amino acids)
Source: RefSeq, a predicted model, not a curated record
AUGGUGGAUGCAUCCCAUCGAGAGUGCCCCCCGCGACUGGUACUGGCCCCGGACGAUCGCCGUAAUCUCUACCCCAGACCCCUACCGCCUCAUCGCGGGCGGGGCGGGCCAUCGUCGACGUGGAUGCAGAUGCUCGGUCCUGCCAGGGGUCUCGAUGCAAGUCGGAAGCCGCAGCGCAAGAGAGCCGCAAACGCGACCGUCAUGGUGACACCGAAGAAACGAGCGGGGCGAGAAAGGAACGCGAGGGAGGACGCAGCAUUAAAUUAUUUAGAAAGAAAGAAGAAAAAACACUUGAAGAUGGUCGUCAAAUGA